AUGGCGUCCAACGCAUCACCUUCAGUGCAAUAUCCUCCGGUUAAGCUUCCGCAUCCCUUUCUGACUGCAUAUAAGGUGCAGACAUCAGCACAUACUUCUCCGGCCAAGAACCGGUUGGUGCUGGAAAGUCAGCCCAGUAACGGACGCCCAUUGUCAGAGCCACUGCAUCUCGAAUCACUCUCAUGGACGGCUCUGACAAUUCCUACUUUGGACGAGCGCCCGCCCGCCUCCGAUAAUAGUCACUGGGCUAGAGCUCGCCGGAGCCCCUUCACUACAUUCCAAUGGGAGGCUGAUGUACCUUCCCUGGGGCAGAUUUGGAACGUGGUGCAUGCAAUCUAUCUCGCUCAUCCAACAUAUGAGUAUUUUCGGCUUACUCUUAUUGGUUCUGAGAGUGAUGUAAUUUGCAAGGAGCUCCUUACCACUGGACUUGGAAUAGAGCACCCUAAGCCAUGGCAUCGUCCCCAGGACAAGGCGACCUGGAAAUCGAAGGAAGUUUUGAUUCUCCGAAGCGCCUUCUGGCAAGGCGCUGCCUCACCAGCGGGCUCUCGUCCCAUCUGGGCCGCGGGAGAUGGCACAGAUGGUCCGCUGAGAACACCGCUAGAUCAAUUUCCAAUCAUGCCCGAGAACUAUCAGAUCACCAUGAAAUUUCCCGAACAGGCAGUAUAUACUCGCCACCCAACUCGUCGUCCGAAGCCACACCCCGGUUCAAUUGCCUAUAGCCGAUACAUUCCUGAAGUUGACGAGCACUUCUCUCUUGAGGUGGUUGAUUGGGAAAACCAAGAACACUUGAAACUUUUCAACACCUGGCAAAACGACCCGCGAGUCGCGCAAGGAUGGAAUGAAACAGGCACCUUGGACCAACACCGAGCAUAUCUUCGCAACCUGCACUUUGACCCUCAUGUUCUUUGUUUGUUUGGACGUUUCGACAAUACUCGUUUCUCAUAUUAUGAGCUGUACUGGGCUAAGGAGGAUCAUUACGGAGCACAUUAUGAUGCCGGAGAUUAUGAUCGCGGACGCCACUCUCUUGUUGGCGAUGCAUCGUUCCGCGGCUCUCAUCGAGUCAACGCAUGGUAUUCCAGCUGCAUCCAUUAUUGUUUCUUGGAUGACCCUCGCACAGUGAAUGUGGUUGGCGAGCCCAAGGCGACGGGCUCCACGAUUCUGUCGUAUGAAAAUUCUCAGGGUCUAACGAUCGGCAAAUAUGUUGACCUUGGCCACAAACGCUCGGUCCACUCCAUCUGCAGCCGGGAGAAAUGGUUCCAGCUGUGUCCGUUGUUUUGGGACGGGCGAGAACGGCCCUUGGAGUCGGCCGAUCGUGCCGCGUGGAAUGCCAAAUUAUAG
Messenger RNA from Penicillium macrosclerotiorum, 1338 nucleotides. RefSeq names its product GNAT family N-acetyltransferase. NCBI's taxonomy places the organism in Eukaryota, Fungi, Ascomycota, Eurotiomycetes, Eurotiales, Aspergillaceae. Gene Ontology annotation, biological process: siderophore biosynthetic process. The transcript is spliced from 2 exons. The coding region runs from base 1 to 1338 and encodes 445 amino acids. The record is from RefSeq and is a predicted model, not a curated record.